Mercurialis annua (annual mercury) is the source of this 2528-nucleotide messenger RNA. RefSeq names its product PX domain-containing protein EREX. NCBI's taxonomy places the organism in Eukaryota, Viridiplantae, Streptophyta, Magnoliopsida, Malpighiales, Euphorbiaceae. The coding region runs from base 90 to 2381 and encodes 763 amino acids. Gene Ontology annotation, biological process: protein transport. The transcript has 10 exons. Gene Ontology annotation, molecular function: phosphatidylinositol binding. The record is from RefSeq and is a predicted model, not a curated record.
AAAGCUUGUGUCUGAACUGAAAAUGAACGCCGCUCCUUUUGUUGUCGGAGACGGAAACUCAGAACGAUAAUCGUAAUUUUAUAGAAAAAAUGAAUCAUUACACACACGACCUGUCUCUAUUCGACUUUGCAGAUUUAUCAGAUCCGAUAAGUCAUCCAAUAUCCCGACAUCAUCAUCUAUAUCACCGCUCUUCUUCAUCGUCGGACUUCUAUUCCGGUAAUAACGAUAAUUUUUACUAUUAUGAGGAUAAUAGCACUGCUAAAACAGUGACGCCUAAGAGUCCACCGAGGCACCGCCAUGACGGUACUUCGCCUCUGCCUUUGGGAAUGGACUGGAGUCUACCUCCUCGUAAUUGGGAUGGGCGAGACUCCGUUUGGCCACAUGACCCUCAUACAGGAUGGAGUUACUGUGUCACAGUUCCUUCUUGGAGUCAUCCAUCAAAACCAGGAGGUUCAGAUUCUGCCGUUUUUUAUAGAGUCCAAGUUGGUAUACAAUCACCAGAAGGAAUCACCACCACUAGAGGGAUUUUGCGGAGAUACAGAGAAUUUUUGAAUCUUCUUUCUGAACUUAAGAAGGCGUUUCCUAAGAAAACUCUACCUCCAGCUCCUCCGAAAAGGAUUAUGAGAAGGAAAAGUGGGGUGCUACUGGAGGAGCGGAGGUGUUCUUUGGAGGAUUUGAUAGAAAAGCUUUUAUCAGAUAUUGAUAUAUCAAGGAGUGCUCCUGUUGGAACAUUUCUUGAACUAGAAGCUGCUGUAAGGUCAUAUUUUGAUGAUGUAAAUCAGCAAAGCUUGUAUGCAAAUUCUUCAACUAUUGACAUUAUUCCUUCAAGUCUUGACCAUACUGACUCAGAUGCUUCUCUUCCCCUUGGUAAUUUAUCAGUUGCAUCAGAUCAUGGUAAUGAUUUUCCUGAGAUAUCGGAACUUGGACCAUCGAGCCAUUCACGAGGUAACAAUGUUGAUUUGGGAAUGGACACUUCCACUUCUGAGCAAAAUAUUACUGAUCCAAUGGAGACAGUUGUUAGAAAAGACAUAUUUAACCAAAAUUCUAUACUGCAUAAUCUGGAAUCCUUGCGGAAAAUGCAUGCUAGAAGAGAGAAAAAUAUCACAGGCAGCGACAAGCAUUCUGAUAAUAUUUCUGAAGGUAAAUAUUUUUUUGGGGAUGGAAAUGAGCCUUUGCCUCGAGAUGAGUAUCAAACACUAGAUGGUCAUUUCCAGAGACUAUCAACAGAGAGUGUCGGUAGUGACUUAAGUUCUACAAAAGCUGGUGAUAUACCAAAUUUGGGUAUGGGUAAUUUGUUUGGCAGAGACUCCCUUGAUCUUCCAGCAGGUGCUCCAGUAAGCUCUAAUUUACAGUUCCCCAGAAAUUUACUAGUUGCCCUUCCAUCAGAUGAGCGUCCUAAGUUGAAUAGGGUUCUUAAUACUGUCCAGCAGAGACUAGAUGCAGCAAAAACAGACAUGGAGGAUCUCAUAGCCAGAUUAAAUCAAGAAAUUGCUGUGAGGCAAUUCCUGACAACGAAGGUUAAAGAUUUGGAAGUGGAUCUUGAGACUACUAGUAAUAGUUGUAAAGAAAACAUGCAGCAAGUUGUUUUAUCUGAAAGGGAAAGAUUUACACAGAUGCAAUGGGAUGCGGAAGAACUCCGUAAGCAGUGCUUAGAGCUAGAGCUGAAAUUGAAAUCUGAACAGGAUGAAAGGGAACGUGUUGAGUCUGUACAAGUUUCCACCAUUCAGGAGAAUGAAAUGUUAUUGAAGCAGUUGGAAGCUGCAAGAGAAGAGCUUGCGAACUUGCAUAAGCAUCAUGACGAGCUGGAGCUGAAAUCGAAAGCAGAUAUGAAGUUUCUUGUCAAGGAGGUAAAAUCUCUUCGAAGCUCCCAGUCAGAUCUGAAACAAGAGCUUCGCUGCCUGGUGAAAGAAAAAAUAGAAGUAGAGGAAGUUCUUCAAAACGAAAAGCAAAGAACAGAGACUGUAACCGCUGCCAAUGCUAGGUUGCUACAUGAGUGUGAAAUUCUUCAAAAUAGACUUCAAGAAUGUAGUGUUAAUUUCUUCAUUAAAGAGGGGCAUAGAUUGAUAUUGGACACCUCAUCCCCAUCCGAUACGAUAGACCUCUUGACAACAUCCGACAACAGAAUUGGGCUCCUCCUUGCAGAGGCGCAGCUACUGUCACAAGAUGUAGAAAAUUAUGUGGCGGGGCUAGAUGAAAAUACAACUGAUAACAAGCUGAAGAAGUUGCUGACUGACAUAUUUGUUGACAAUGCAAGAUUGAGGAUGCAAGUAAAUUCAGUAAUUCGCUGUACUAUAAAUGAAAAUAUAAACUCGGAAAAAGAAGACGAGAAAGAGGAAACUGCUACUAGAGAAACAGUUUUGAGCAAAUUCUUGGAAAGAUGAGAUGAACUUUACCUUGUUUAUCAAGUAAAUGCAAUACUGUGAUUGUGUAAAUGUUAUAGAGAUAGAUUGCCAGGAACAGUAUCAGUAGUGUUGUAUAAAUUGUUUGAAUAAUUUGGUGUAAAUAAAAUAUGAUCCUGUUCGGCACAA